CGGUUGAGUAUUUAAGUUGAUGAUCGAAACAAGAUUUUUUCCAGUCUCUCAACGGGUUUGAAAAACGACGCAAGCAAAUAUUUUCCCCAAAAAAAUGUUUAAAGCAAUAACUUUAAUAUUGUGCAGUUACUUCAUUUUGUGUUGUGAUAGUCGCACAGCUGAGAAAUUAAAAGUUCAAUUACCUGAUGGAAGUAGACUUCUCGGUCGUUACUUGACGUCAGAUAGUGGUCGUGGUAUUCGAGCUUUUAUGGGUGUACCUUAUGCUGAAAAACCAAUUGGUGAAUUAAGAUGGAAAGCACCUCAGAAAAAGAAGGCGUGGGAUGACGAGCUUAAAGCUUAUUACGAUCCACCGAUAUGCAUCCAACGUGAUCCAUUUAGACGAGAUUAUGAGAUAACUGGAUGUGAAGACUGCCUUUACCUCAAUGUGUAUGCACCUGAAGUUAUUAGAGAUCCAGUUCCUGUGAUGAUUUUCUUUCAUGGCGGUGGAUUGAUGUGUGGAUCGGGAAUUAAGCCAUUUUAUGGGCCUGAUUCAUUGCUUGAACAUGAUGUGAUCUAUAUUGGAAUCAAUUAUAGACUUGGACCUUUAGGAUUCUUGUCAACUGGUGAUGAUAACUGUCCUGGAAAUUUUGGAUUAAAGGAUCAAGUUAUAGCUUUAAAAUGGAUUCAAGAAAAUAUUGCAUCAUUUGGAGGAAAUCCAAAUCUAGUAACAAUCUUCGGUGAAAGUGCUGGAGGUGGCGCUGUAACUUAUCACAUGCAAUCAAAACUUUCAAAAGGACUUUUCCAUCGUGGAAUUGCACAGUCUGGGACUAAUUUAGCCCCGUGGGGUGCUGUUGCUCAUAAAGGAGUAGCCGAGGAAAGAGCUCAAGAAUUGGGUAAAAUGAUGGGAUGCACUUUUGAUGGACAAGAUUAUGGAAAAAUGAUUGAAUGCCUUAGAGAUGUCUCUGCAGAAGACAUAACAAAGGCAUUCUAUGAUUUCUUUAAAUGGGAUACAGAUCCAAUGGUUCCAUUCCCUCCAGUCGUUGAGCAUGAACAUGAAGGAGCUUUUAUAACUGAAAAUCCUCGAUUUGUGAUGAAUCCUCAUGGCUUAAACAUCCCAUUAAUGACUGGAGUAACAUCUGAGGAAGGUGCUUUGAAGACUGGUGCCUUUAUCUACAAUGAUGACUUAAGAGAAGAAUUGCUGAAAAACUGGGAGAAAGCUUUAUCCACAUCUCUAUACUAUGAUCAUCAUGACAGUCAGAAGCAGGAAGAAAUCACUAAGAAAAUUGAUGAAUUCUACUUCAAUAACCAAAGAUUAACGUCCAAUAAUAAUCAAAACUUAACAAAUUUAUGGACAGAUGCUUGGUUCUUCCAUGCAAUGGUUGAUUACUUAAAGUUAAGAUUUUCAAACGAGAAUAGAAAUAAAACGUAUGUCUACCUCUUUACACACAAAGGAGCUUCAAGUUUUACUGAAAUUUUCAAGGCUGGAUCAGAAAAUUAUUAUGGAACUGCUCAUGCUGAAGAGUUGCAAUAUUUAUUCCCAAUUAGAAAGGAUUUGCAUUACUUCUUCUCAUCAAUUCCGACAGAACAAGAUAAGAGGAUUAGCAAGAUUUUGACAAAGCUUUGGGUUAAUUUUGCUUAUUUUGGAAAUCCAACUCCAACAGAAGUUGAAGGUCAAAUUUGGAAAGAAACAUCCUCGUUCCCAUUAGACUAUUUGCGAAUUGGAAACGAGAUGGAUGAAAAUAAUGACAAUCUAGUCUCAUUGGAGAAGGAUUUAUAUCCUGAAAGAGCUAAUUUCUGGACUGACCUAAGUGCCCACUAUCCAGCUGAUGACGAAAAUCUCCUUGAUCCUAAUAGCAAAGCUAAUGUGAAGGGAGAGUUGUAAAGAUUGUUAAUUAAUGUUAAGAAUGGAAUAUACACUUAAAAUAAUCUGUGACAAUAAAGUUAAUUUAUAAGCUCGAGUAUCACACUUGAAACUUAUAGUCAAUCAAAAAGCCA
This is a messenger RNA of Chironomus riparius, 1974 nucleotides long. The record is from the annotation of a GenBank genome assembly. Lineage: Eukaryota; Metazoa; Arthropoda; Insecta; Diptera; Chironomidae.